Babjeviella inositovora NRRL Y-12698 is the source of this 1758-nucleotide messenger RNA. RefSeq names its product protein-lysine N-methyltransferase. Gene Ontology annotation, biological process: peptidyl-lysine monomethylation. The annotation marks the transcript as partial. Gene Ontology annotation, molecular function: protein-lysine N-methyltransferase activity. Gene Ontology annotation, cellular component: nucleus. The record is from RefSeq and is a predicted model, not a curated record. The transcript is spliced from 2 exons. NCBI's taxonomy places the organism in Eukaryota, Fungi, Ascomycota, Pichiomycetes, Serinales.
AAAAUCAAUCGCUUACUUGCCUGGGCCAAGGAGCACGGCACGGUCAUCGACCCCUCAAUCAGCUUCGCCUACAGCGCUAACAAAGGCAUUUCGGCCUACCGCCUGACGGUUUCCGGUAAUAAGGAAAUCGAGCUUCCGGUAACGUUGGCCAUGACCCCGGAACAAGCCAUCGCGGAGUUUGGGGUGGAGUUCUUGGACCAAUGCUCUGCUGCCCAGCUCAACAUCAACGCCAUCGGGAAGCUCUUCUUCUUGAAGGAAAGAGCCAAAGCCGACUCUUUCUACCAUCCAUACAUUACCUCGUUGCCUUCCUUAGUGGAAAUUGGCUCGCCAUUGUCAUGGAGCACGGCUGAAAAGGCGUACCUUAAGGGCACCAACUUGGGCUCGUCGCUCUUUGAAAAGUUCCAGAGCGCCGUGAACGAGUGGCAGAGCGUGAUGGCCUUGUUACAAGGCACCGAGACCCUUUCCGCCGCCGACUCUGCUCAGCUCGCUUCCAACCUUGAAUUUGCCGAUGUGUUUGCCAAAAGCGCUGCUGGCCACGACUAUUCUGCUUACUUGAAGGAGCAAUCGGAGGACGCGAACAACUGGACCUCUUUUGCCAACUAUCUCUAUGCCUCGCUCAUCUACACCUCCAGAGCGUUCCCAUACUACUUGGUGGAUGCGAAAAAGUGCCGUCAGGGCCAGGCAAUCUUGUUGCCCAUCAUUGACUUGUUGAACCACGAAACUGGGGCCAAGGUGGAGUGGGGGUGCGCCGAUAAUGUGUUCAGCUUCACCAACUUGUCUGAGAACGGCAAUCUGGAAUUGUGCAACAAUUAUGGGUUGAAGGGCAAUGAGGAAUUAUUGUUAGGCUACGGUUUUACCUUGUCCAGCAACUCCCAAGCGAACUCUGUGGCCUUGCGGAUCAAGCUUCCAAUAGAGAGUCUCGGCGAGGUGGAGACCGUUUACGGGAUUAGGCUUCCGGAUAUGAACGAUUACACCAGUUUUGCGACCAAGCUUACCGCCCAUUCCGACUACUCCAAGUAUGCCGACGGAUUGCUCUACUUUAUCACCGAGUCAAUCAUCCCGGACAGCUUGAUCAACUUAUUUGCCUAUCUUGUGAGAAACGACUGGGAGCAGAGUGGGGAUAUCACCUUGCGGAUGAAGCUCGACGGCCUCGCAAAGUUGCGCACCGCGCUCGAGCAAAAGAUCACCGUCGCAUCGCAGCAUUUCCAGAGGUCACAAGCUUCUGACAACAGAAACAUCACUAAUGCGUUAAUCUACCGCGACUCCCAGCUCAAGGUGUACAACAAGGCCAUCAAGAUCAUCAAGCACUUGGAAAAGACAUUGCUCACCAAGUACAAGUCGCAGUUGGUGUCGCUCUCCAAGAUCUUGAAGAAGGACGUGCCGUUCGUCGAGGCGUUGGCCAGAACCAUGGGAAUGGAGGGCUUGGAAGAUGUCGAGGCAUCCCAAGCCCAGGACCAGGUCAUGAUCAUGUGGUUGGUCAGAUGCUUCAACAAAGAUCAGUAUGAAGAAGGCUACUGUCCCGAGUGGAUCCGGCGAGCGUUUAACAAAUUGGCGGGGGAAUACAAGGUGCAAAGUGAGGAUGUGGCUGAGUACCAGCCGUUGUACCAGUUCCUCUUCCCGAAGUUGGCCAACGAGGCGCCGGAAAUCUUUGGUAAGGGCAUCUGGACCGUCAAGGAAUUGAUUAUCGCCGGUAAGUUGAUGGGUACCGUCAGCUACACCAGAAGCAAUGACGAUGUUGUGUUGGUGGAGGAUGGUGUG